Molecule: messenger RNA, 1626 nt
Organism: Dipodomys ordii (Ord's kangaroo rat)
Lineage: Eukaryota; Metazoa; Chordata; Mammalia; Rodentia; Heteromyidae
Product: phosphorylase b kinase regulatory subunit beta
Exons: 15
Coding region: 126-1472 (448 amino acids)
Biological process (GO): glycogen metabolic process
Cellular component (GO): phosphorylase kinase complex
Molecular function (GO): calmodulin binding
Source: RefSeq, a predicted model, not a curated record
CCAAGUACUAUGGCUGGCCCCGCGGGUCUUAUGGCCGAUGUGAGCUGGGAGGUCUUGGAGCGGAGAGCCCGGGUCAAGCGCUCAGUUUAACCUGUGAUGCUUAUGAUUAGACUCAACAAUUUGAAAUGGCCAAGUCACCUGAUGCAGCCGUCUCCCCUCUGCCUGCUUUCUUAAGGUCUGGCUCGGUUUAUGAACCUCUGAAAAGCAUUAAUCUUCCAAGAACUAAUAAUGAAACUCUGUGGGAUAAGUUGGAUCAUUAUUACAGAAUUGUCAAGUCAACAUUGUUGCUCUAUCAAAGUCCAACCACAGGGCUCUUUCCAACUAAAACAUGUGGUGAUGAUCAAAAGGCCAAGAUUCAGGACAGUCUGUACUGCGCUGCUGGAGCCUGGGCUUUGGCUCUAGCAUACAGGCGCAUUGAUGAUAACAGGGGAAGAACCCAUGAGCUGGAGCAUUCUGCUAUAAAGUGUAUGAGAGGAAUUCUCUACUGCUAUAUGCGUCAGGCUGAUAAGGUCCAGCAGUUUAAGCAGGAUCCACGCCCAACCACAUGUCUUCACUCUAUUUUCAAUGUGCAUACAGGAGAUGAGUUGCUCUCCUAUGAAGAAUAUGGACAUCUUCAGAUAAAUGCUGUGUCCCUCUUUCUUCUCUAUCUUGUGGAAAUGAUUUCCUCAGGACUCCAGAUUAUCUAUAACACCGAUGAGGUCUCUUUUAUUCAAAACCUUGUAUUUUGUGUAGAAAGAGUUUACCGUGUGCCUGACUUUGGUGUCUGGGAAAGAGGAAGCAAAUACAAUAAUGGCAGCACAGAGCUACAUUCCAGCUCUGUUGGUUUAGCAAAAGCAGCUCUAGAAGCAAUUAAUGGAUUUAACCUUUUUGGCAACCAGGGCUGUUCGUGGUCAGUUAUAUUUGUAGAUCUUGAUGCUCACAAUCGCAACAGGCAAACUUUGUGCUCACUGUUACCCAGAGAAUCAAGAUCUCAUAACACAGAUGCUGCCCUGCUUCCUUGCAUCAGUUAUCCUGCAUUUGCUCUGGAUGAUGAAGUUCUCUUCAGACAGACACUUGAUAAAGUGGUUAGAAAAUUAAAAGGAAAAUAUGGGUUUAAGCGUUUCCUGAGAGAUGGAUAUAGAACAUCAUUGGAAGAUCCCAACCGACGCUACUACAAACCAGCUGAAAUUAAGCUAUUUGAUGACAUCGAAUGUGAAUUUCCUAUAUUUUUCCUUUACAUGAUGAUUGAUGGAGUUUUUAGAGGCAAUCCCAAACAAGUAAAGGAAUAUCAGGAUCUUUUGACUCCAGUGCUUCAUCAGACCAUAGAUGGAUAUCCUGUCGUACCAAAGUACUAUUAUGUGCCUGCUGACUUUGUAGAAUAUGAGAAAAGAGAUCCUGGUAGUCAAAAACGAUUUCCUAGCAACUGUGGUCGUGAUGGAAAACUGUUUCUCUGGGGACAGGCUCUUUAUAUCAUUGCACAACUCCUGGCCUAGGAUUGAUACAAUCAGAAGAGUGCUGUUAUAUAAAGCCACUGCAUAAAACUGACAAGGUUGAUGAGUUAGGAAUACACAAUUGACUACAUUCUCCAUUGGCAAGUUGAGCUUUUAAAAUAAGGAAGAAGGAAUGAAGGAUGGAAAGAAGAAAGGA